This is a messenger RNA of Daldinia decipiens, 1486 nucleotides long. Its product is annotated as kinase-like domain-containing protein. The coding region runs from base 134 to 886 and encodes 250 amino acids. Gene Ontology annotation, biological process: intracellular signal transduction; protein phosphorylation. Lineage: Eukaryota; Fungi; Ascomycota; Sordariomycetes; Xylariales; Hypoxylaceae. The record is from RefSeq and is a predicted model, not a curated record. Gene Ontology annotation, cellular component: nucleus; cytoplasm. Gene Ontology annotation, molecular function: protein serine/threonine kinase activity; ATP binding. The transcript has 3 exons.
AGGGCACCUUAUCAUUAGUAAGGUGCCUUUAUAUCAGUGUCACACGACCAUCAAGAACAUUAUCUCUAUUCUUGACAUCCAAAAGCCACGCAGCUAUGAGUCUUUUACCGAGGUGUAUCUAAUUCAGGAACUGAUGGAGACGGAUAUGCAUAGGGUGAUCCGCACACAGGAUCUAUCUGACGAUCACUGCCAGUAUUUCAUCUACCAGACUCUACGAGCGCUGAAGGCUAUGCACUCCGCAAAUGUGCUUCACCGAGACUUGAAGCCUAGCAACCUCCUGUUGAACGCUAACUGCGACCUGAAAGUCUGCGACUUCGGACUUGCUCGAUCUGCGGCGUCUCAAGAGGACAACUCUGGCUUCAUGACGGAAUACGUUGCUACUCGAUGGUAUCGUGCGCCCGAGAUUAUGUUGACCUUUAAGGAAUACACAAAGGCUAUUGACGUGUGGUCCGUAGGCUGCAUUCUUGCCGAGAUGCUGAGCGGGAAGCCCUUAUUCCCUGGAAAGGACUAUCACCAUCAGUUAACCCUGAUCCUGGACGUCCUUGGCACCCCUACCAUGGAGGACUACUAUGGAAUUAAGUCUCGCCGCGCUCGCGAGUACAUUCGCUCUCUUCCGUUCAAGAAGAAGGUCCCAUUCCGAACUCUCUUCCCCAAGACGUCCGAUUUGGCGCUCGACCUACUCGAGAAGUUGUUGGCCUUCAACCCGGUGAAGCGCAUCACGGUGGAAGAAGCCUUGAAGCACCCUUACCUCGAACCGUACCACGACCCCGAGGACGAGCCUACCGCACCACCGAUUCCUGAGGAGUUCUUCGACUUCGACAAGCACAAGGAUAACCUUAGCAAAGAGCAGUUGAAGCAACUCAUCUACCAAGAGAUUAUGCGGUAGAACAGCAGUUUCUUGAGCAAACUCAGGAUUCGGGAGAGCAUUUCGCAGCUCAUGCAGAACCUUAAGAUUCGAGAUCGCACACCCUCACUGGCGGAUUCACGCAAAAAGCAUCGCGGUUGAGGGGUGGUGCUUGGUUUUGCAUAGCGGGUGGCGGCGGCCUUGGAGAGUAACCGGACGGUGAUAAACCUACCUCGUCGAGGAUCAGCGUGGAGGAGUAGUUUACCCUAAGAUAUAACUCGCGAAGGGCAGGUGGAGAUCUUAUGCCACGAGAUCUGGUGUGGGAUCUGGCAUGACUGUGGAGAGGCCAGAUGGAUAAGGAUAUAUCUUGUCUUCUCUCCGAUUUCUUUUUCUUUACUCUUGUUAGUAGUAAAACAGACGUUUUUUCUGGUACUCUCUUGCCUAUAGCUUAUCUGCUCAUUUGAUUAUGCGCUGUGCUAUUUGUUAGCUGGCCAGGUAAAUAUCGUUGAGGCUCUGUUGUGAUUAAUGUAAAGUUGUUGGAGAAUAUAGACCAUCCAACACCGAACAUGAAUGGGAAGAUGAAAUAAUCAGGCAAAAAUAUUUAAGAACUUCUCUUUUCAUCCAAGUAGUAUAAGAAAGAAC